Messenger RNA from Botrytis sinoallii, 1335 nucleotides. RefSeq lists its product as uncharacterized. NCBI's taxonomy places the organism in Eukaryota, Fungi, Ascomycota, Leotiomycetes, Helotiales, Sclerotiniaceae. The transcript is spliced from 2 exons. The coding region runs from base 1 to 1335 and encodes 444 amino acids. The record is from RefSeq and is a predicted model, not a curated record.
AUGCGUUUCUCCGCUGUCGCCGUUUCCAUGUUCGCUGGUGCCGCCAUGGCUGCCACCUCCACUGACUACGUCACUGAGGAAGUCACCAUCACCUCUUGCGCCGCAACUGUCACCAACUGCCCAGCUCGCAGCACCCAAGUUUCCACCACCGUCUACUUAAGAACCUCCUCUACUGAGGCUGCUCCUUCAUCUGUCACCCCAGCCGGUCAGCCAUCCAACAGUGGACCAGUUGCCUCCGGCCCAGCUUCAAGUGCACCAGUUGCCUCCAGCCCAGCUUCAAGUGCACCAGUUGCAUCUGCACCAGCACCAUCAGGAUCUGCUAAUGCAUGCGCUGCUACUUGUGCCACUGAAUACAAUACCUGUCGAAGUGCUCCGGAUGCAAACCGAGCUAGUUGUGCUUCCAGCUAUGCAUCAUGCCUUGGAUAUUCUCCAUAUGAUAGCAACGGAUCAUUGAUCACUCCAACUGCUUGCUCCUCAGGAGCAUCAGCAACAUCUGCCCCAGCCUCAAGCGCGCCAGUUGCAUCUGCUCCAGCACCAUCAGGAUCUGCUAAUGCAUGCGCCGCAACCUGCACCACUGAGUACAACACCUGUCGAAGUGCUCCAGAUGCAAACCGAGCCAGUUGUGCUUCCAGCUAUGCAUCAUGCCUUGGAUAUUCUCCAUAUGAUAGCAACGGAUCAUUGAUCACUCCAACUGCUUGCUCCUCAGGAGCAUCAGCAACAUCUGCCCCAGCCUCAAGCGCGCCAGUUGCAUCUGCUCCAGCACCAUCAGGAUCUGCUAAUGCAUGCGCCGCAACCUGCACCACUGAGUAUAACACUUGUCGAAGUGCUCCAGAUGCAAACCGAGCCAGUUGUGCUUCCAGCUAUGCAUCAUGCCUCGGAUACUCUCCAUAUGAUAGCAAUGGAUCAUUGAUCACUCCAACUGCUUGCUCCUCAGGAGCAUCAGCAACAUCUGCCCCAGCCUCCAGCGCACCAGCUUCCAGCAAGCCAGCCAGCUUCACCCCAACUUACGCCACACCAGCUGCCUCUUCCGCUGGCUCUUCCCUCGGUGUUGUUGUUUCCUCCCCAGCUCCAUCCGUCUCUGUCGUUGCCAUCACCACCUGUAUCCCAACCGUCAUCUACUCCACCAUCUCCCUCUCUGGACAUGAGACCACUGCUCCAGGUGUCCCAGCUGCUUCCGCCAAGCCAUCUACCACUGGACACAUCUCCGUCCCAGCCAACGGUACCACCCCAGCUGCUACCCAAACCCCACUUACAUUCACCGGUGCUGCCGCCAACCUUCAAGUUGGAGGAGCUGCCAUCGCCGCCGUCUUCGGACUCGCUGCUUUCCUUUUGUAA